Molecule: messenger RNA, 3717 nt
Organism: Glycine soja
Lineage: Eukaryota; Viridiplantae; Streptophyta; Magnoliopsida; Fabales; Fabaceae
Product: nodulation receptor kinase-like
Exons: 15
Coding region: 563-3322 (919 amino acids)
Biological process (GO): protein phosphorylation
Molecular function (GO): ATP binding; protein kinase activity
Source: RefSeq, a predicted model, not a curated record
GUAGCAUCCAUGGUUUCAAAUGAGAGAGGGAGGAAGGCAGAAGAAGACGAAGUACUAGUCUGUCCAAUUAUUAUAAAUCAUAUCAAUAUUAAAUACACACAAUCAAGCAACCACCACCACCACACCAUGAAAAAUAAUGCUUAACAUCAAUAACAUAUAAAACCAUAAAAGAAAUAAUUAAAAAUGGAUUUAUACUAAUUCAAUUUCCUUACUCGUCUUCCAUCUCUUUCCUAGCUACUACCUCCUGCAGUUUCCAGGCUUGAAGUCAAACCCCUAUUUCUCAAGAAUAUUUGUUCUUCUAACGCUCCAUCCAAUUCAGCACUUUUGCAAAAUGGUUUCAAAUUCUUCCACAAGGGACAGGUUCUCAAAAUUAUAAGGUUGACCAAGCUUUCUUUCAUUUUUCCCCAUAAUCAGAGUUAUAGGGAAACUCAAUAGUGUUGGAGAUCAAGGCAGAGAAAGAAAUGGAAUUCAGAAAAAAAUUUCUGGAACUAGGUGGAAGAUGAAGUGUUAGUUGGCAUGAUUCAAGUUUUACAGCCCAAUGGGGUAACCUCUCUUUCAGAUUAUGAUGGAGUUACCAGAUAUUUGGAUAUUAAGACUGGUUGUGGCAUGUGUUUUUUGUCUGCUUAUAUUUAUCAGAUCGGCUUCUGGCUCUGCAACUGAAGGCUUUGAAAACAUAGCAUGCUGUGCUGAUUCAAACUACACAGAUCCCCAAACCACCUUAAAUUACACAACAGAUUACAGAUGGUUCCCUGAUAAAGGAAGUUGCAGAAGAACUAAAGAUGUGUUAAAUGAAAAAGUUCGACUGUUUUUUGUAGAUGAAGGAAAGAGAUGUUACAACUUGCCAACAAUUAAGAAUAAAGUAUAUCUGAUAAGGGGCACAUUUCCAUUCAACGGUGUAAAUUCUUCCUUUAAUGUCUCAAUUGGGGUAACACAGUUAGGUGCAGUGAGAUCAUCCGGGCUCCAGGACUUGGAAAUUGAGGGAAUUUUCAGAGCUACCAAAGACUACAUAGACUUCUGCUUAGUGAAGGGGGAGGUGGAUCCCUUUAUUUCUCAACUUGAAUUAAGGCCAUUGCCUGAAGAGUAUCUACAUGAUUUGCCUGCCAGUGUUUUAAAACUGAUAAGCAGAAAUAGUUUUUGGGGCACAAAAGAUGAAAUAAGGUUCCCAACCGACCCAAGUGAUAGAAUCUGGAAAGCAACUUCAAGUUCAUUAUCUGCUCUUCUAUUGUCUUCCAAUGUCAGCAAUUUUGACCUCAAAUCCAAUGUGACACCACCUCUACAAGUCCUCCAAACAGCUGUUACCCACCCUGACCGAUUACAGUUCGUCCUCAGUGGCCUUGACAUUGAGGAUAAUGAAUAUCGUGUAUUUCUCUACUUCCUAGAAUUAAAUAGCACUGUCAAAGCAGGCAAAAGGGUGUUUGACAUCUAUGUUAAUGGUGAGAUUAAAAAGGAGAGAUUUGAUAUAUUGGCUGGAGGGUCCAACUACACAUACACUGUCUUGAAUGUUUCAGCAAAUGGAUUACUUAAUCUAACCUUGGUCAAGGCCUCUGGAGCUGAGUUUGGACCCCUUUUGAAUGCUUAUGAGGUCCUGCAGAUGCGAUCAUGGAUUGAAGAGACCAACCAAAAGGAUGUGGAAGGGAUUCAGAAGAUUAGAGAAGAAUUGCUGUUGCAAAACCAAGACAAUAAAGCACUAGAGAGUUGGACUGGAGACCCUUGUUUUUUCCCCUGGCAAGGAAUAACAUGUGACGGUUCAAAUGGUUCGUCUGUUAUCACUAAGCUGGAUCUGUCUGCACGAAAUUUCAAAGGACAAAUUCCUUCCAGUAUCACUGAGAUGACCAACUUAAAACUACUAAACCUGAGCCACAACGAUUUCAAUGGUUAUAUCCCCUCGUUUCCACUGUCCUCCCUGUUGAUAUCAAUAGAUUUGAGCUACAAUGAUCUUAUGGGAUCACUUCCAGAAUCAAUCGUCUCACUGCCACAUCUAAAAUCGUUGUAUUUUGGCUGCAACAAACGCAUGAGCAAAGAGGAUCCAGCAAAUUUGAACAGUUCACCAAUCAAUACUGACUAUGGAAGAUGCAAAGGAAAAGAACCUAGAUUUGGACAAGUAUUCGUCAUUGGUGCUAUUACAUGUGGAUCACUUUUGAUUACUUUGGCCGUUGGAAUCAUUUUUGUUUGCCGCUAUAGACAAAAGUUGAUUCCAUGGGAAGGAUUUGGUGGAAAGAACUACUUAAUGGAAACAAAUGUAAUAUUCUCUUUGCCAAGCAAAGAUGAUUUCUUAAUAAAGUCUGUAUCAAUUCAAACAUUCACUUUGGAAGAUAUAGAGGUGGCCACAGAAAGGUACAAAACUUUGAUUGGAGAAGGAGGAUUUGGUUCUGUUUACCGUGGCACUCUAAACGACGGUCAAGAAGUGGCAGUGAAAGUCCGGUCAGCCACAUCAACUCAGGGAACUCGAGAAUUUGAUAAUGAGCUAAACCUACUUUCUGCAAUACAGCAUGAGAACCUGGUGCCUCUUCUUGGUUACUGUAACGAAAAUGAUCAACAAAUUCUCAUGUAUCCUUUCAUGUCCAAUGGUUCUUUGCAAGAUAGACUCUAUGGGGAACCUGCAAAGAGAAAAAUAUUAGACUGGCCAACUAGACUGUCUAUUGCUCUUGGUGCGGCACGAGGUUUGGCAUAUCUUCAUACAUUUCCAGGACGUUCAGUAAUACACAGGGACGUGAAAUCAAGCAAUAUACUUCUAGAUCAUAGCAUGUGUGCUAAGGUUGCCGAUUUUGGUUUCUCAAAAUAUGCUCCUCAGGAAGGAGACAGUAAUGUUUCCCUUGAAGUAAGAGGAACUGCAGGGUACCUGGAUCCUGAGUACUACAAAACCCAGCAAUUGUCUGAGAAGAGUGAUGUUUUCAGCUUUGGCGUGGUUUUACUUGAAAUUGUGAGCGGCAGGGAACCUCUCGACAUAAAGAGGCCACGGAACGAGUGGAGCUUGGUUGAAUGGGCUAAGCCAUACAUUAGAGUAUCAAAGAUGGAUGAAAUUGUGGAUCCUGGCAUCAAGGGAGGAUACCAUGCAGAGGCAAUGUGGAGAGUAGUGGAAGUAGCCCUGCAAUGUCUUGAACCCUUCUCAGCAUAUAGACCAAACAUGGUUGACAUUGUCCGGGAGUUAGAGGAUGCUCUCAUCAUAGAAAACAAUGCAUCAGAAUACAUGAAGUCAAUAGACAGCCUUGGAGGAUCCAACCGCUACUCUAUUGUCAUAGAGAAAAGGGUGCUGCCCUCAACUUCAUCAACAGCAGAAUCAACCAUCACAACCCAAGCCUUGUCCCACCCACAGCCAAGAUAGUAAAUGGGUGAAAAUGGAAUUCUUUUCAUUCGUUUUUCUUAACAGCUUUAGUCAUAAUACAUAUCAAAUAGUAAAGGAGAGAAUACUACUCGUUUUUGUGAUUGUACUUUCAUCCACUCUAUGCCUCUUGAAACUAAUCUCUCUUGCUUAGCCUCAUUUUUAUGAGUAAUAAAUUGGGUCAAAUGCAAAAGGCCAUAUCGUUUGCCAAGUCCAAACUUGACUGGUAAAGUUUGCGUAAACCAGAUUGUGAUUUAAUCUUAAGACAGUUCAACCGUGCAUUCUACAAAGCUAUAGAUACAUUGGUUGGACUUGACUAAUUCCAUAAAGCAGGACGAACACCUAAGUUUGUAAGGAAUAUUCUAAGUCCAGCCUAACAAUUAUUAAGAGUUCCUUUA